CUGGCACUGCUGUUGCUCCUGCCACCACUGCUGAAGCCUUGAGCAGGAACCAAACUCUUCAACAAAACACCCAGGAGGAUUCUUGGUCUCCUGCCCAAGCCUUCAGCCACCUCCAGAGGAAGUGAGUACACUCUUGGUGGUGCCCAGGAGGAAUCCUGGGAGGCUGCCAGACAUGAACUGGCCUCUAACACGGACACAACAGUGAGCUCGGACUACUGGCCUCAACUUGCCUGCGAGCUGUCUCUUGUCUCCAGCCUGGAUCUGCUGUGUUUCAUCGGAGAGUUGCGUGCCCACUGGGAGAAAAGGGAGGAGUUUUGAGACACCGUCAUCUGAGACAACAGAUUUUUCCCAGGACGUUCAAGCCCCAUCACCUCUGCUCUCCAGUUUGGGGGUGUCCCCCCACCUGUGACACCCCCCCAAGAUGAAAACCUGGAUCAGCAAUUCGGACCAAAACCUGGAAUUUUUCAUCCCGUUCCUGGGAAAAUACCACCGUCCGGUUUUGGGGCGCUGCUGCCAGACCUGCACCCCCAGGAGCUGGGAUGGAUUCUGUGCCGAGGAUCUCUCCGCUCUGGGAUUCCGUGAUGUCAGCCGUGUGACGGAGAGGGACACACGGUUCCGGGGGUGGCUGGUCCGGAGAGUCUGCGGAUUCCUUGCUGCCUGGGAAUGGGAAAUUCCAUCAGAGACCCCCAGGGAGCUCCCAGGGAAGAUCUGCGGCAGCAGGAGGGUGCAGGAUGUUGCCUCCAGCCGGGCCCAUGGAUGCGGAGGGGAUGAGAGAUCCCGGCGGCACUGGAAGGAGGAGAUCUGCCGGAUCCUGGGGGAAAUCCAGGCACCGCUGUCCCCUCUCCUGCUGAGGCUGUGCCACUGGAUGCUCCCCAAGCUGCUGAGCCGUCUGUUCCUGAGCGUGCAGCUGCAGCAGGGGCAGCUGGAGAUGGUGCUCCGGGCUGCCAGGACGCCCGAGGUGCCGCUGGUGUUCCUGUGCACCCAGCAAUCCCUGUUGGAUGGGCCGCUCCUGUCCUUCCUCCUCCUCUCACAGGGCAUCGGAGCCCCCAGGGUGACGGUGGGCACCCGGAUCAGCCCUGGCCUCCGGUCCCUGCUGCAACGCCUGGGAGGGAUUUUCCUGCCUUCGGGAAUGGCGCAGGCACGGAGUGAGCAGGAUGAGGGGCUACCGGGCACUGUCCUGGAUGCGUACGUGCAGGAGGUGCUGCGGAGCCGCCAGCCCCUCAUCAUCUUCCUGGAGGAGCCCCCGGGUUUGCUGCGGCUCUCGGAUCCCGCCCGGCGCUGGCUGCUCCGGGUGCUGCGGGCGCUGCGGGACGGAGCCGUGCCCGACGUGCGCAUUGUCCCGGUGGGAAUUGCCUACGACGUGGCUCCCGGCGGAGCGGGGCGGGAUGGAGCGCCCCCUCAGCCCCUCGGGAUCGCCGCGUGUCUCCGGGCAGCAUUCCAGGCCCUGCGCCGGCCCCGUGGCUGUGCCCAGGUGGAUUUCUCCCAGCCCUUCUCCUUACGGGAAUUUGUGGAGAACAACCUGGUGGGGCCGACGCUCAGUGGGAAUCGACCAGAGCAGCUACUGCUUCCCACCAUCCUUGGCACGUGCGUGCCGGAUGUGGGGAAUGCGGGCACUUUGGGUGCCGGCGUGGGGACAGAAGAGGAGAUUUUGGUGACAGUGCUGGGGCUGCACACACUGAGCGAUUCCAGCGCCUGCUCCGCCAUCAUGGCUGUGGGAAUCACCGCGGCGCUGCUGCUCCACAGGCACCGGGAGGCCGUGCUGCUGCCCCGGCUGAUGCGGGAUUUCUCGGGGCUGCUGGAGCAGCUCCUGCUGCGGGGCCGGGCCGUGGGAUUCCGCGGGCAGCUGCGGGCGCUGGUGCUGCACAGCCUGCGGCAGCUGCAGCCCCCCGGGGCCGGGCUGGGGCCCCCCGAGGCCUCGGCACGGGGGCAGCUGGUGCGGCUGGCGGGGGGCAUCCGGCAGCGCCUGGGCGGGGAGGCGGCAGGGGCCUGUGCAAUCCGUGCCCUGCUGCUGGAGGUGCUGCCGAUCCUGGGGACCCCCUGCGGCCCCCCCGGGAUCGUGCUGAGCCGGGAGGAGCUGCUCCGCAAGAUCCUGGAGGUGCUGCUGCUGCUGCCCCCCAUCCUGCUGGGGCUGCAGCCCUGCCAGCCCCCCGAGCGCCACAGCCUGGACAUCCUGGACAAGCUCGUCCUUGGGGGGCUGCUGGAGGAGGAGGAGCCCGAGAGCGAGUGCAGGGGCUGUGACGUGGCCCCCCGACCCUCGUCCCGGGGCCGUUCCUGCUGGGACUUCACCGAUGACAGCGACAGUGACAGCGAGGACAGGGUCCCCAAGCGCUGCUACAAGCUCAGCGAGCCCCAGGGCUUCCCCGGCUUCCUCCUCUUCCUCUGCCGCCUCCUGAGCCCCGUCCUGUGGAGCUACGGCCGGGCUGCGGAAUUCCUGGACAGACCCCCCUGGCCCCAGCCCGAGGCAGACUACGUGGAGGCGCUGCUGGAAUUCCUGGAUGAGGAUGAGGAUGGGUAUCCUGACAGGAGCCUGGCCCUGAGCUCCCUGCAGAGCUUCAAGGACAUGGGGGUGCUGGAGGAGCUGCAGACCCCCACUGGACCCCUCCUCCAGCUCUCCCAGCCUUUCCAGUCUGCUUCCAACCGGGAGAAGCUGAGAGCCUUCAUUCACCAGUUCACCCAGUUGUAGCCCCCCGCACCAGAGUCAUAAAUGGGGCCCAGGGACCUGAUGCCUUGUGGAUUUAUUGACCCUGUGGGGGGGUGGAGGUUCUGUCUCUCCUUCCCUCGCCUGGGAUGGAAAACUCCAUAAUUUCUGGUGGUGGUGCCCAAGACAGCUCCAACCAGCACAUUUCCCCCCAGCCCUUCUCUGCUCCCUAACAGCAGGUCCAGUUUUCAGUAAAAACACUGGGAUAAAUCAAACUCUCUGACACUAUUUUUUUAGUAUUAGAAAGCAGGCAUUAGUUUAGUCACAGUGUUGGGGUGCAUGGGGAUAGUUCCACUCAACAUGUCCACCCACUUUCAAAACUUUUCAUUAUGUAUUUUUAGCAAACAAAGAAAUUCAUGUUCAUUGGUUAUGUUACAUAAUUCUCUUAAAUAAGUAGUAUUCUAUAUUCUAUUGAUUAUUACUUUCUCACUUCUCAUGCUAUUUA
Chiroxiphia lanceolata (lance-tailed manakin) is the source of this 3143-nucleotide messenger RNA. RefSeq names its product glycerol-3-phosphate acyltransferase 2, mitochondrial (gene GPAT2). Lineage: Eukaryota; Metazoa; Chordata; Aves; Passeriformes; Pipridae. Gene Ontology annotation, cellular component: mitochondrial membrane. The transcript has 23 exons. Bases 422 to 2683 code for a protein of 753 amino acids. The record is from RefSeq and is a predicted model, not a curated record.